This is a messenger RNA of Rhinocladiella mackenziei CBS 650.93, 2865 nucleotides long. RefSeq lists its product as uncharacterized. Gene Ontology annotation, molecular function: ATP binding; nucleic acid binding; ATP-dependent chromatin remodeler activity. The coding region runs from base 1 to 2865 and encodes 954 amino acids. The record is from RefSeq and is a predicted model, not a curated record. The transcript is spliced from 2 exons. Lineage: Eukaryota; Fungi; Ascomycota; Eurotiomycetes; Chaetothyriales; Herpotrichiellaceae.
AUGGGCAGGCCUAAGAGAAAGCUUCCUGAAACUGUUGACUUGACCGGCGACGACGAUUCCAAUGAAUCUUCUAGAUCGAAACUCACCAAGCAAGAUUCAUCUUUCUCUUCUUGUCAGUCUUCCAGCCAACCCAGAUAUCCUGAAGCUCGCCCAAACCCAGGCUACAGCAGCUAUGCGCCAGUCGACGCUCCAUCAACACAGCAGCACAGCAAGGAAGAACGUGGAAGUUGGUUAGGUUCCAGCCAAGAAGAGGAGGCCGACAUCGCCAGAGAGAUCGACCUCACCGAGGAUUUCGACGAUGAUGUCUACGAAAAUUAUCGACUUUACGGUAUCCUCCAUACGAAGAUUGUCGGCUGCCGAUUUUACGAUGGCCAGGCCACGGUUGGCGAGUAUGUCAGAGUGCGACGUGAACCGGGCAAUCCAUAUGACAGCAAUGCCAUUCGAAUCGACAACGUGGUCCGUGACCAGAUUGGUCAUAUCGGUCGGAACGUCGCAGCCAAAUUAGCACCGCUGAUGGAUUCAGGUUCACUGCUCGUAGAAGGUGCCUUGACGGGAUCAAAGUCAUAUUAUGAAUGUCCCAUUGGAUUGAAGUUGUUCGGUACCAGCGAUCUUGUUGCAGGCGCUGCUCUUUGCAGCCAGAUGCAAGAGAUGAAUCUGCCAGUGGCUGAGUACAAACGGGCCGAAAAAGAGAGAAAGAAACGCAUGCACGAGUUGGAGAAGCAACACAAAGCCAGAGAGAAAGCAGCCGCUGCCAUGAUGAAGAAGGGCAACGUUGUAUUCGAUCAUGAGGGUCCUAACAAAUACAGCAACUUGGGUAUGGCGCAGUGUUUGGGAAGCCCGCCGGAAGAAAGUAUGGAUCAGCUUCUCGGCGGAACGGCUACUUUCAAUCCUCGCGAUGUCCAAGAUGUCGUCAGCAAGCUUGGGGCAGGAGAAGAGAUUCUGGCAAAGAUGCCCAUGGCAGACCAGCCUGCAGAGCUCGCCACUAUCCUGUUGCCUCACCAGAGACAAGGGCUUAAAUGGAUGCUCGAUCACGAGUCUCCUAACUUGCCCAAGGACCGUGAUGAUGUGAUCCAGAUGUGGAAGAAGGAAGGUGGUUUCUACACCAACAUAGUGACCCAUUUCUCUUUCAAGCAGGCUCCAGAGCUCGCCAGUGGUGGUCUUCUUGCCGAUGAUAUGGGACUUGGCAAAACCAUUCAGAUUCUCUCCCUCAUCAUGGCAGACCCACACAAAGAUGGCCAGCCAACUCUUAUUAUUGCGCCACUUUCCGUCAUGAGCAAUUGGAACAAUCAAGCGGCAUUCCAUGUCAAGAAGAAAUAUGCGCCACGGACCUUGACGUACCACGGUCAAGGAAACAAGGAUAUGUCACCGGAGCAGUUGAGAGCGUAUGACAUCGUGAUCACGACUUACCAGACAAUGACCCAAGAGCUCUAUCCUUAUGGCAAAGCAACUCCUCGGCCAACGCCGGCAUCCAAAGGGUUGUUUUCUGUAACCUGGCGUCGAAUUGUGUUAGAUGAAGGUCACCAGAUCCGGAACCCCAAGGCCAAAAUGUCACAAGCCGCAUGCGCACUGGUGGCAAAAUCUCGCUGGAUCCUGACAGGGACACCUAUCGUCAACAGUCUCAAAGAUCUGUAUUCGCAUGUCAGAUUUUUGCGCCUCUCGGGCGGAUUGGCGGAGUUUGAAAUAUUCAAUUCCACCCUGAUUCGGCCCCUCAAGAAUGGUGAGCAUGGGGCUCGGUUGCUCCUCCAAGCUCUCAUGUCAAGUCUUUGUCUGCGGCGGAUGAAGGAUAUGAAGUUCGUCGACCUAAAGCUUCCGGAAAUAUCCUUCCACAAGUACCCGAUCAAGUUCUUGCCGCAUGAACAGGAAAGAUAUGAUGCCUUCAAGAGCGAGGCCAAGGGAUUGGUCGAAGCUGCAAAGGCGAAGAAGGAAGGGAAAACCAUGACUUACCUCCUCGAAGUGCUUCUCCGACUCCGUCAGACUUGCAACCACUGGAAGAUGUGCGGCGAUGAGAGAGUGAGGAAAUUGUUGGAGCUGAUCGAUGCCAAUUCUGUCGUGGAUGUGAUGAAUCCAGCGAAUCGAAAAGCCUUGCAGGACAUGCUGCAACUCCAGAUCGACUCUCAGGAAGACUGCUGUGUGUGCUUGGAUUCCUUGAAGACCCCCGUGAUCACGGCUUGUGCGCAUACUUUCUGUCGAGACUGCAUUGAGAAAGUGAUUGAGACCCAGCACAAGUGUCCCAUGUGCCGAGCCGAACUUGCAGACAAUGGUCAGCUCGUGGAACCGGCAGCAGGAUUUGGCGAAGGCGAUGAACCUAUCGUGGAUAUUGACCCGGAGACGACGAGCACUAAAAUCGAGGCUCUGGUCAAAGUGCUCAAAGCAUCCGAAGCGGAUCCGAAUGUGAAAACCGUCGUCUUCUCACAAUGGACCUCGUUCCUGGAUUUGGUGCAAACUCAACUUCUUCGACACGGACUGAACUUUACCCGGUUGGAUGGCAAGAUGAAUUCCACACGUCGAGACACCGCGAUCGAAUCUCUCAACACAGACCCCUCGUGCAAAAUCAUGCUGGCUUCGCUCUCUGUCUGCUCCGUUGGGCUCAACCUAGUCGCGGCGAAUCAAGUGAUUCUUGCUGAUUCCUGGUGGGCGCCGGCAAUCGAAGAUCAAGCAGUUGAUCGCGUGCAUCGACUUGGACAGACUCGCAAUUGCAAAGUGGUGCGGUUGGUGGUGGAAGGCACGAUCGAAGAUGAAGUUCUCGAGAUUCAAGCCAAGAAGAGAAAACUAGCUAGUGAGGCAUUUGGCGAGAAAGAUGGAGGUAAGCAGCGGAAGGAGAUGCGUGCAAAUACUUUGAGAGACAUUGAGAGACUACUGGGCUAA